This is a messenger RNA of Malurus melanocephalus (red-backed fairy wren), 5037 nucleotides long. RefSeq names its product endonuclease domain containing 1 (gene ENDOD1). Gene Ontology annotation, molecular function: hydrolase activity; nucleic acid binding; metal ion binding. The transcript has 2 exons. Lineage: Eukaryota; Metazoa; Chordata; Aves; Passeriformes; Maluridae. The record is from RefSeq and is a predicted model, not a curated record. The coding region runs from base 309 to 1736 and encodes 475 amino acids.
CCCUCCUCCUCCUCUUCCCGCCGAGCCCCGAUGAUUUCAGGUUGCUUGGCAUCAUCUCCCGCGGGCAGCUGGCGUCCGCAGCGUGUGUCAGAGCAGCCUGGCGCACGGUCGGUUUCUCAACGCGCUGCCUGCACAACGCGCUGGCUCCCCGAAGGGAUCGGCUGUGGUUUCGUAUUUCAUUUCCCUCGCACGCUACACCCGAAUUCCAGACGCUUUCUGGCUUCGCUGCUGCAUGGACUCUGAGCGCAGGUCCUUUGCCGUACCCAGCGGAGGCAGACGGGGCUUCCCUCAGCUCCAGGGAGUGGACCAUGAAGACGUCAAUUGUAUUUUUGCUUUGCAUCUCAGUUUUCCCAGGCUUUUCCCAGGGCAGAGUCGUUAGAGAGGAUGAAACUGGUUUUGCCGAGUGUAACGUGUUCUUCCCUGGACAAGUCCCACCCGAAGGAUUUACGGAGCCGUUCCAUGUGAAAAUCUGUCAGCAGUACAACAAAGAGCCACGCUUCGCAACSCUUUACAGUACUAAGGACAAAAUCCCUCUUUAUUCAGCUUUUAAGUUUACAAAGCCAGCUCAAAGUGAGGAGGAGAACUGGCUGGUUGAACCUCAGAUAGAUGAUCCAGAAAAUGACUUGCAUGAAAUGGUGCAUGAAGCUGAUAUUGGUGGCACUGUGGCCAACCUUGGUGCAAAUCAAGCCCUGACCUCAGACUACGUGGGCUCYGGCUAUGAGAGAGGCUUACUCAAUCCCAGCUUCCUUAAUGAGGAGGAUUUCCAGGUGGCCACUUACACGCUCACAAACGCCGUCCCUCUGAGCGCAGCUCUGAGCAAAAGCUGGCACAGAGACAUUGGGAAGGUAGUGGAGCAAGCUCUGAUCCCUCACUGCUCCAAGAUGGAUCAUCUGUAUCUCCUUGCAGGUGCAAUUCCUUCCRGUGUCCAAGUUAAAGGCAAGGUGUCAGUGCCAGAGAGCCUCUGGUUGGCAGCCUGCUGUGAUGCUCCAGAGGGAUGGUCCCUGGGACUGGUGAAAAAAAUUAAYGAUGAAAACAGCUUGGCAGACCUCACGGUGAGGGAGCUGGAGAAGCAGCUUCUACCAGGAGUUCACUUGUUCACAGGCAGCUGUGGGGGAGACAAACAAAGCCAGGAGAAAAGAGAAGCAGUACUGCAAGCUGUCAGUCAGAUCCGCUCUGGAGAGCAAGUAGGAACAAGUGACAACCAGGAGACCAAAGAGAGUGGCUGGGUGAGAAGAGUGGCUGGCAUCAUUGCUACCCCUUUCAUCAAACUUCUGGAGCUCCUCAUCUACAUCUUUGUGGAGCUGGUGAAAUUUGUGUUUUAUUUUCUGUGGCUUAUUGUAAAAAGAGUUGUUGGUACAGUUCUGGAUGGGGUCUACAGCCUGUGGAAUGGGAUAGUGUCCUACCUUAAAGCCAUCAGCAUGGUGCUCAUCAGCAUCCCCUAUGAUGUUGGAAGGGUCAUCAUCAACAUUUUCCUGGGCUUCCUGCAAAUUGUUCAAGAUGUGUUGUCCCUCACUUAUAGGAUCCUGAGCAUCCCAGUGGGAUUUGUUCUUCACCUUGCUGCUUUCCCGUACCACUCCAUCUGUGCCAUUCCCUCUGUCCUUAAAGACAUGGCCACCGGGAUCGGGGGCACCUUCUCGCUGGUCAUUGAUGCCACAGCCGCGGUUCUGCAUGGCUUUUAUUACCUGGCUGGCCACAUUGUCAAGCGGUUURUCCCUAAAGGCUCCUCUGAUGACUGAUAAGGACAGAAAUCAAGGCUGCAAUACACGGAGUGGGGCAAUGCUUUAAGAUAUGUGGCCAAAUGCUGUCAAUUUCAUUCUGGUAUUUAUUGYAGUGACAUUAAUAAUAAUGAACUGACUGGGGAAUAACAAGGAGGGACAAGGCAAUAUCGCUCGGGGCUGCCACCAGUGUAACUCAAGUUCUGUCUGUUGUGAAAUGUUUGGGUUUCAUCUGUGCAGGCCACAAAGUUUCUGUGAUUUGCAGGUGUCAAGAUGCUUCCUCUKGGAAAUGCACACUGAAUGUGGUAUGAGGUAAUUUCUUUCUGGCUAUGAUGACRCUGAGACUUAUGCAGUGGCAGUGAGCUCUGCAGAAGCCCAACCCUUCCAAGAAGCAGGCGGUGGUGGUCAGGGGAGGACUUUAAUUACAGAGUGUUACUGGGACUUGAUGAAAGAAGGAGAUACAAGUGCAAGGAUUUGGGGUUGUGAAACAGCAGGGAGCAGGGUGGAAUAGGKGCAAGGUCCUGCUGUUGGCUGCAUUGCUCAUUGCUCUGGUGUCCCACUGGUGGAGGGGAUGCAACUGGGUACAUCUCACAGUCCUCAGGUCARUCUCUCUGAUAUUGCAUGGAUGUUGCUGCAAGGAAAGACCCACUGCCCAUUUUUUUGCAUGAUGGGAAAACAUUUCUCCUUAGCCAUACCAAGGUCGCCUUCCCCCAACCCUUCCUUGCUAUCUGGUGACUACUGAAAGUCUARGUCCUGAAUCUUCAAAAUGUGGUGUUCUCUGAAGGUCUAAGCCCAUGGAUGUCUUAGUCCUGCAGCCUUUGUUCUGCUCCAAUGCCCAGCAGCAUCUGGGAGUUGCACUUUUGGCUUCCAAUCUACUGCUACCUGCCUUGCCUCCCUUGAGAGCUGACUGCUCCUGAAGCACGUGGGGACUGUGGACUGUCAGGUGGGAGGGGAGGCAAGAGGGAUCCCAGGCUGCAGYGCUUGCUUUGCUGUGAAGACCCACCUGGUGAGCCCAUGCACAGACAGACCACUUAAUGUCAGAGGCAGAGCCAACCCCUCCUCUGCACUGCUCGUCCUCUCCGCUCACUCUCCACCCCUUCUUCCCUGUGCCAGCAUGAGCCAUGACCCUGACAUCUGGGACACUGAAGCUGGGGCACACCUCAGAGCUUUGCAGGGGUUUGCAGCCAGAUGAGGGGCACAGAGACAUGUGUCACUGUUGGAGAAAGGCACAGGGGUGCUGCCCUUCCCUGGGGCUUGGCUCAGCGAGGGCCUUUGGAUCUCUUGGUGCAAUUGCCUGCAGGAGGGAGGCUUUCUGUCACAGCAGCAUUUACUUUGCUGGACCCCAAGAGGUAUUUGGGAGUCCUACACAYGUGGCUCCUUCCCUUCACACCCAUCUGUGUCUCUCCUUCGAGCACCCUGAUCUGCUAUAGCAUCCCAUAAUGAGUCCCAGGAGUGAGCRAGCUGGUGCUGCCAUCUCAGUGGUGCUGUGUUGGUGGAGGCYUGUCCUGGAUUGAAGAAAGCUCAGUUACUAACGUGGCAGCUUUGCCUCUCUGCAUCACAUUGCCUGCAGCAAGACUGAGCUGGGAUGGAGUGAUUCAGAGGGAAAAUGAGAUUUAGCUGGUUCAGGAUGAGAGUUGUUUCUGUGGCUCACAGGCUGUGUUCAGUGCAGUCAGACAUGUGUGCACAUCCCAGCCCAGCACAGCCUGGCCAGGUGACACYCCGUUCAGCAGUGAUGCAGAUGGCAAAGUUGGGGAUGCUGGCAGUGGGGAUGAAGUGGGGAAGCAGUGGCAUGAGUGGGAAGAGAGGAUGACUCCUUGUCUUGUCCUUUGUGAGCCACUGCUGGUUUAUGGAGAAAGAGAGGCUGUCUGCCAGCAGCUCUGGCUCUGUGCAAAAGGAAAGGCAGCUUUUGUGUGCCUGUGUGGGUAUAACUGGGCAAAGUCAGGGUGUUUUUCUAUAGGAAUGYUGGGUGCAAGGGGCACAGUCACAGGCAGAGAGCAGCCAGCAGAUGCUCUCCAGACUGAUCUUUGCAUGUCUGCCCACUGUGUCUGAACACUCCCAGUUUGCUGUUGAGACAGAUGUGGAGCUGCUUUCCCACUCCUUGACGAGACCCUGUCUCAAUCCCAGCACUCCUUUUGGGCUGCAUGGCAGCUGUCAAGGCAGGARAGCAGCCCCCUCAAGUCCCAGGAGAUGCUGGUGUGGGGUGACAGGGCCCCAGUCUCAGGCCCCUCUGAAGGCUGUGUGGUGGCAGCAGCUCUCAAGUGCAGCCCAAGCGCUGGGGAGGAGGGGGAGCUGUCCCCCACAGUUGUUUUGCACCAUCUGUGUGGCCUUAUCUGUGAUCCCUCUUAGCUGUGUGACACUGCACAGCAGCCAGCAAUGCACUUCUUGGGGGCUUUGUGGGAAUCCAGAGCAGCUUCCCUGCACCCAAACUAAGCAGCUCCUGCAUCCCAGGUCCACCAGCAUCUCCAGUGCAGCUCUGCAGUCACAGUGACAUGGGAGCUCAUGUGCUGGGAAGCAGCAAAGCAGAGGCACCUCAGGAGCUGUGCACUGCCACUUUGCCACCACUGUCACUACCCCACCUAGCUCAGGUUAGGCUAGCAGGUCUCUGCUGCAGCCACCACUGCAAGUGGACAGUCCUUGAAAUCCGAGGUGCUGCAGCUCUAUAGCACGUGGGCAGAUGUGCAACAGUAUUUCAAAAUUGUCUUAACACRCUCAGAUUUCAAACACUAAGAGCAGUAACUGGCACGGGGCAUUUUCCUUCUGYGCUGCGUGUCUGAGCAGGCAGUGGGAAAUCUGCCUUGAACAUCGAGCAAUUAUCACAGAACAAGCAACAUCCUGCUACAAACYAUUGUCUGAGAUUCUUCUUAUCUAGGCAUGAUUUAUGGCUCCUGAGCUUUACUCUAUCCUUGGAAACAUAUGGCUUCAACAAAAUAAAACAAUUUUUCCAAAGAGAGGCUGGUAUCACUUUCUGUCGCAUUUGCAAAUGAGAUAAUAUGACCUAGGCUGCCCUGACUAAUCAAGAAAAUGCCAGCAGCAYGGUUGUUCUUUCUAACAGCUUGGUAUCUGAUAUUAAUGACCCUUUUGUGCUUUUUAAACACCUUUAAACACCUCUCUCAAAGCACUCUAAGACUCAAAUAAUUAAGCUGCAAAAGAAGUAGGUAAAAGCUGGGGGGUUGCAGGAAGCAAAUUUGGUUCUGUGUGUGUCAGGAGAGGGGAYUGUUUUAUUCCAGGGAGAUGCAGUGAGAUGCACUCGGGGUACAGCAUGAUGGCCAGUUUUUAUACAGAAAUCACAGCACAGCAGCACAGCUCUUUGCAGCUGACUCCC